ACGGUUGUCCUUUUGUUAUCUUUGUCUUCUUCUUUUUCUCUUGCACAUUCUGGUGAUCAUUAUUUCAUUCAGACUUGAUUUGGUCUAUACGAAAAUUAGAACCGAAUGCUAAUCUUUAUUAAUUUCUCUUUUAAAUUUCUGACUCCGCUAUAAGUAUAUUAAUAUACAUCCGCAUAAUGUGAAGCAAAAUAGUUAAAUGGAGUUGCAAUAGGUUGCGCAUCAGUAUAACUGAACUGAAUAAAUGGAGCAAAACGCAUGAUCAAAGCAGACCGAAGGAUCGAUCGGCACCAUUGAGUACCACAUUCCCGACAGACGUCCCCUCCUCAACCGGUCCAUUUGAUUUUGACAGUUCUCAAUCUCAGCAUUUUUCAGUGAGCAUUUUCACAGCAAUUGCAGUAAGAUUUGGGCGAAGAUGUCAGGGAGUCCAGUGUAACGGUAGAAACGGCCCUUGUGGUGUUUUAGAACAGUAUUAGACGGAUAGGGCGGAUGCAUCGACUCAAUAGCUCACCCGAAAGAUGGAGGGUUUGUCCUGCAGCAGGUUAUGAAUGACUUUGACAUCGUCCAUUUGACGUUUAAAGUGGAUAUAAACGUGGAAUAAUGGAUAACAUUGCGACUGCCGAAUGUCUCACUCUUGAUUUUGGGCCCUUCGAGACUGUUCAUCGAUGGCAACGAAUGCCCGAGUGCGACGAGUUCGUGGGAGCGAGACGUAGCAAGCACACUGUAGUGGCAUACAACGAUGCCAUCUACGUCUUUGGUGGAGACAAUGGAAAGAGAAUGUUGAACGAUUUACUGCGCUUUGAUGUUAAGGAAAAAUCAUGGGGUCGUGCUUUUGCAACUGGUCCACCACCAGCACCUCGUUAUCAUCAUUCAGCAGUGGUUCAUGAUGCAUCUAUGUUUGUCUUUGGUGGAUACACAGGAGAUAUACAUUCCAAUUCCAAUCUUACCAAUAAAAAUGAUCUUUUCGAGUAUCGUUUUCAGACUGGACAGUGGACGGAAUGGAAAUUUCUAGGAAAAACUCCGGUAGCUAGAUCAGCUCACGGAGCAGCUGUUUACGAUAAUAAGUUAUGGAUAUUUGCUGGCUACGAUGGCAAUGCUCGACUGAAUGAUAUGUGGACUAUCUCCUUACUGCCUGGUGACCUCAGGGUAUGGGAAAAAGUAGUACAAUCAGGGGAUUGUCCUCCAACCUGCUGUAACUUUCCAGUGGCAGUAGCACGAGAAUCUAUGUUUGUCUUCAGUGGUCAAAGCGGCGCCAAGAUAACCAAUAGUCUCUUUCAAUUUCAUUUUAAGGAAAAACGAUGGACGCGCAUUUCAACGGAACACAUACUUCGCGGCGCACCACCACCGCCCGCGCGACGUUACGGUCACACGAUGGUCAGUUUUGAUCGUCAUCUUUAUGUAUUCGGUGGUGCGGCCGACUCCACCUUACCGAAUGAUCUGCACUGCUACGAUCUAGAUACUCAAACCUGGAGUAUUGUACUGCCAUCCGCAGAUAGUCAGAUACCGUCCGGUCGAUUGUUUCACGCCGCAGCCGUUAUUGGCGAAGCAAUGUUCAUAUUCGGUGGAACUGUGGACAACAACGUACGCUCUGGGGAGACCUAUCGCUUCCAAUUUUCGUCCUACCCCAAGUGCACUCUUCACGACGACUUUGGCAGAUUACUGAGCAGCAGACUCUUCUGCGACGUCGAGUUCAUUCUCGGGGAGAGUGAAGCCAAGAUUCCAGCGCAUAUCGCUAUGGUAGCGGCGCGUUCCCAAUUUCUUAGCUCCAGAAUAAGACAGGCUCGUGAACGACGGGAGAAACAUCUAGAAGAAGUAUUUGGCAGUGUCGACGUACCCAUAAAGGAUCUUCCAUUGUUGGAGGUGAAACUGAAGGACGCGGUGCCGGAGGCCUUCGAAAUGGUACUAAAUUACAUAUAUACAGAUCGCAUUGAUCCCACUAAAAGAAUAGAGGAUCCUCUGAGCAAUCGAAUCGUCCUGCUCAUGAUGGACGUCUACCGGUUGGCUGUUCAGUUCAACAUGAAACGCCUAGAACAGCUUUGUGUUCAUUAUCUCGAAGCCACGAUAAGCCACGCGAACGUAUUGGAAGCACUGCACAACGCGGCGCACCUGAAGCUUUACUUCAUCAAAGAGAUCUGCCUAAGUUUCGUCGUGAAGGAUAGCAAUUACAAUCAAAUCGUAAUGAGUCAGGAAUUCGAGACACUCGAUCAGCCAUUGAUGGUCGAGAUCAUCAGACGACGUCAGAUGCCUCAAGCGAGAAACUUUUCGAAGCAAUACGAGUCCACAGGUACUACCCUGGAACAGGAUAUGGAACUGUUCUUGAAGAGCGUCGGUCGAGAAUUCUGUGACAUCACCCUAAUGCUAGACGGCGUCCCAAUUCCAGCUCACAAAGCAGUCCUGGCUGCGCGCUGCAGCUACUUCGAGGGCAUGUUCAGAUCCUUCAUGCCUGAAGACAACACUGUCAAUAUACAAAUCGGAGAGAUGAUCCCAUCCCUGGAGUCAUUCGACUCGCUGCUGCGUUAUAUUUAUUAUGCAGACGUAUCGAUGCCUCCGGAAGAUUCCCUUUACUUAUUUACAGCUCCAGUAUUUUACGGAUUCACGAACAAUAGGCUUCAGGCAUUUUGCAAGCAGAAUCUUGAGAUGAAUGUCACAUUCGAGAACGUUAUACAGAUACUGGAAGCAGCCGACCGAAUGCAAGCUAGCGACAUGAAGAAAUACGCUCUUAAUCUCAUAGUCCAUCACUUCAGCAAGGUGGCUCGACUACCGAGAUUAAAGCAGCUGAGUCGGGACUUGCUUCUCGACAUUUUGGAAGCUCUGGCCGACGAGAGAAGCGAGGUACGAAUGUGCCAGGACAUGUCAAGCGCCAGUCUGUCCAGUGACUGCUGACAGACCUCCGCAACGGAUCAUCGCGCUUGGAAUUUACCUGUACCCUCAACUUUUCAGGAACUCUUUCGCGUGAACUUCAUUCUGAUCACGCGAAUGAUUCUCUUCAUUGGCAAUUACUAUUUCGACACUAAGUUUUGUCCACCGUCGCAGUAUACCACCCGAGGUCAAACUUAUCGACGCUGCUGUACUCACAAGAAGAAGCGUCCUCGUCGUUUUAGAAUCCAUUGACUCCUUGCAGCGUUCAGAAAAAACAGGAUCCAUCACUUAUAGAUUAGCUGUUCUUAAAUCAUUGUCUAUUUCGAUAAUAGAUGCAAACUUUGACUGUCCGAUCAACCGUCCUGCUCUAUCAACCUUUGUUUACCCGUGCAGCUCUUUCUGUUGCAAAAUCUCAGCUCGACUUGGGUACUCAAUGUUCUUUACUUUCACUUAUUAAAUUAUUUUUACACGCGAGUCUCCCAUCCUCAUGGAAUAUCAAAUUUCUCUAGAUAGCUAGAAUAGACUUUGUAGAACGAGACGAAUGAAUAAUGGGGUAGACAGAUUAUACGCUAUUAUUAUGGUAUACCAUAGGCAAGUGCAAUUACUCACAGCUUCGAUAGAUUUGAAAAUCUCUUCGAUUGAUCCAUAUGCCUAUAUGUAUGUAUAUUAAUAUAUAGGUGUUAUAUAAUAUAAAGUUGUCAUGUGUAUUAAAAUCCCCCCACUUCUACCGUGUGUCAUGGCUACUUGAAAAUAUUUGCACAGAAUCUUCGCACAUCUACUUUAAUAAUUUACUAGGUUCCUCAGUGUGAAAUUCGGCUCUUUCUUUUUUAUAAAUGCUACGCAGUUCGAUGCACUUUUUGAAUGGAAAUUGUCAGAUAUUAGAUAAAGUUAUAAUGCCUAAAAACUGUUUUAUUAUACAGUCAUGAGGAGUAGGGCGCGUGGGAGCAGAUGCGCGUAGAUGUAAUAUGUCAUUGCUGUAUUUUGUAUGAUAUAAGGUUAUCGUCAUAGUUAUCAUCGUUAUCAUCAUCAUCACGAUCAGUAUCGAUUAUCAAUUUUUGUACUGAAAUUGAAAUAAAAGCCGAAACAGCGCUA
Messenger RNA from Cephus cinctus (wheat stem sawfly), 3948 nucleotides. It is a transcript of the gene Lztr1, whose product is annotated as leucine-zipper-like transcriptional regulator 1. Gene Ontology annotation, molecular function: protein binding. Bases 598 to 2880 code for a protein of 760 amino acids. The transcript is spliced from 11 exons. Lineage: Eukaryota; Metazoa; Arthropoda; Insecta; Hymenoptera; Cephidae. The record is from RefSeq and is a predicted model, not a curated record. Gene Ontology annotation, cellular component: Golgi apparatus.